AUGUCAAAUCUUGCAAAUCUUGAAUUUGUUGGACUUGAUAUAUCUGGGAAAAAUUAUCUAUCAUGGGCAUUGGAUGUUGAAAUGCAUCUAAAUGCAAAGGGUCUUGGUGAAACUAUUAAAGAGAGUAAUGAUGCUUCGAUACAAGAUCGGGCAAAGGCGAUGAUUUUCAUACGCCAUCACCUCGACCAAGGGUUGAAAGAUGAAUAUCUCACAGUGAAAGAGCCCCUUGAGCUCUGGAAAAUGUUGAAAGAAAGAUAUGAUCAUCAGAGAACAGUAAUUCUCCCAAAAGCUCGAUAUGAUUGGAUUCACUUGCGAUUGCAAGAUUUCAAAACUGUGAGCGAAUAUAAUUCUGCUAUGUUCAAAAUCAGCUCUCAGUUGUUAUUAUGUGGAGAAAAAAUCACUGAUGAGGAUAUGCUUGAAAAAACCUUCUCUACUUUUCAUGCAUCCAAUAUUGUGCUUCAACAGCAAUAUAGAGAAAAAGGUUUUUCCAAAUAUUCUCAAUUAAUUUCAUGUCUCCUUGUGGCUGAACAAAACAAUGAGCUGUUAAUGAAAAACCACGAGGCACGACCUACUGGUUCUAUCCCAUUUCCUGAGGCCAAUGGUGUGUCAUAUAACAAUGAAAAUACAAGAGGCCGAGGUCGUGGUCGUGGCCGUGGCCGUGGCCGUGGUCGUGGUCGUGGACGAAACCAUGGUUAUAAUCCCGGUCAUGGACAAAAUCGUCAUGGUGGUUAUAAUUUCAAAAACAAAAGUUACCACCGAAAAUGGGAAAAUAAUGGUGCAAAACAUGACAAAGAAAAGCAUGGAAAUCCUCCCAAAAAUGUUGAAAACGCAUGUUAUCGUUGUGGCAUGACUGGCCAUUGGGAGCACACUUGUCGUACUGCAAGGCACCUUGUGGAUCUCUAUCAAGCAUCCCUGAAAGAGAAAGGAAAGAAUAUAGAAUCCAACAAUGUUCUUGUGAAUGACGAUUUUGACAUCACACAUUUGGAUGUGGAAGACUACCUUGGGCCAAUAGAGAAGAAAGAUUGA
Ipomoea triloba (trilobed morning glory) is the source of this 1026-nucleotide messenger RNA. RefSeq lists its product as uncharacterized. The transcript has a single exon. Lineage: Eukaryota; Viridiplantae; Streptophyta; Magnoliopsida; Solanales; Convolvulaceae. The record is from RefSeq and is a predicted model, not a curated record. Gene Ontology annotation, molecular function: nucleic acid binding; zinc ion binding. The coding region runs from base 1 to 1026 and encodes 341 amino acids.